AAUCAGAUAGCAGCCAGGCAUACUGGAAGAGUUCAUUUACAUGACAGAGAACGCUAGUGUACGCCCAUCUUUGCGAUGUCCAAUGAAAAAUGGCAGCUACGGGAAGUAGCCAAUGAAAAAAUAGCAUUUCUGAGGUUUUCCGCUUUCCCUGAACUUCUUGACAGAUUCGACUUUAGAUUGAGAGAGUUCAAGAUGGCUGCCACAGGUUGUAAAUAAACCAUUAAAGCUUUUGGAUCCAACAGCCAAUGAAUCUCCUGAGGCUUUGGUGUCAAAUAUAGCGUCCCCCUCCUGCUUCCUCUCAUCAUGUCCUCCACCUCCUCCUACUCCUCCUCAGGAGAAACUAGCCCAGAGGAUGUACCCCGAGGUGGGGGCACCAUCCGUGUCUACCUCCCCAACAAGCAAAGGACUGUGGUGAAUGUUCGCCAAGGACAGACAGUCUAUGAAAGUCUAGAUAAAGCACUAAAAGUGAGAGGCUUAAGCCAAGACUGCUGUGCUGUAUUCCGCCUUUUAGAAGGUCGUAAGAGAUUGACAGACUGGGACACAGACAUCACCCCUUUGGUCGGAGAGGAGCUAUUAGUCGAGGUCUUGGAUGAUAUUCCCCUAACCAUGCACAACUUUGUACGGAAAACCUUUUUCAAGCUCGCCUACUGUGAUUUUUGCCACAAGUUUUUAUUUAAUGGCUUCAGGUGUCAGACAUGUGGCUACAAAUUUCACCAGCACUGCAGUAGCAAGGUACCUACUGUUUGCGUUGACAUGGACACAGUAAGCAAACAGCGUCCCUGCACAGAUGAGUAUCCUCAGAUACUAAUACCAGAAAAUUCACCCUCGCAGAGUAACAUAGCCUUAACCCCAGAGCCUGCUAGGAUGGACCUCCUGUCCCCAACAUCAGCCUUUCGCUUUCCCAUCCCAAGUGGAGAUGGGCAAUCUCUCCAAAGGCAUCGUUCCACCUCGACACCCAAUGUUCAUAUGGUCAGCACGGUGAAUCCCGCGGUUGCCAGCAUUAUAGAGGCAUCAGUGAAAUUCAUCAACACAAUAGGUCCUGAACCAUCGCCCAAGCCAUCUACCAGCCCACCUUCUUCUUUAGGUUCCCCUGGAAGAAGACCGCCGAAGUCCCCCUCAGAGCACAAAGAACGAAAGCCUUCCUCUUCUGAUGAUAAAAAGAAAGUACACCGAGGAGGCUACAGGGACUCGAGUUACUACUGGGAGGUCCACUCCCGAGAAGUCACAAUCCAGAAGAGAAUAGGAGCUGGCUCCUUUGGAACUGUAUUCAAGGGCAAGUGGCAUGGGGAUGUAGCGAUCAAAAUCCUGAAAGUCACAGAGCCAACACCUGAGCAAUUACAAGCCUUUAAAAAUGAAAUGCAGGUCUUACGGAAAACCCGCCAUGUCAACAUCUUGUUGUUCAUGGGCUAUAUGACUAAGCCCAAUUUUGCAAUCAUCACGCAGUGGUGUGAAGGCAGUAGCCUGUAUCGCCAUCUGCAUGUCUCUGAAACCAAAUUUGACACUAUGAGGCGGAUUGACGUGGCCAGACAGACGGCACAGGGCAUGGAUUACCUUCAUGCCAAGAACAUUAUUCAUCGUGACCUGAAAUCAAACAAUAUUUUCCUCCAUGAAGGUUGGACUGUUAAGAUAGGGGACUUUGGCCUUGCGACAGUGAAGUCACGGUGGAGCGGCUCUCAACAAGUUGAGCAGCCAAGUGGAUCGAUCCUUUGGAUGGCCCCAGAGGUGAUCAGAAUGCAAGACAGCAACCCAUAUACAUUCCAGUCUGAUGUAUAUGGCUAUGGAGUAGUGCUGUUUGAGCUGAUGUCAGGGACUCUGCCAUACUCCAACAUUAACAACAGAGAUCAGAUAAUCUUCAUGGUGGGACGUGGUUACUUGUCCCCAGACCUCAGUAAGCUCUACAGUACCUCACCCAAGUCUAUGAAAAGGCUGAUCAUCGACUGCCUAAAGUUCAAACGUGAUGAGAGGCUUUUGUUCCCGCAGAUCCUAGUAGCCAUUGAGCAGGUACAGGAUCUGCUGCCCAAAAUUGAGCGGAGUCGUUCUGAGCCCUCUCUCCAUCGGGCCGUCCAUGCUGAAGACCUGAACCCUCUUUUGUUCCACACCACGAGGCUGGUGCCUCUCUAAGAUUCCAACUGCACUAGGUGUAAUAGAUGUAUCCCUUUUUAAAAAAAAACACAGCAUUCCUGUGCCUCUGAAAGGCUUCAGCUGCUUCUGUUGUAGAACUUCAACGCCAACUUUUCAGAGCCUUUGAGCUUCAGUGCUCAGUAACUCACUGCAGGAAUAAUUUUUAGCUGUUUAGUUCCAUUUUUCGUUCUUAAAAUGUCAAAGGCCUGCUCGUUCAGGGAGAGGAUUUACCAACUUUUAUUGUCAGUCGUUUUCAUGUUUGUUUGAGAGUAUCUUUCAAAUGGGCAUUAGAUACUUAUUGAGUGUCCAUUAUUUUAUGAAAAACAAACACUGCAGCAUUGUCUUAGAAAUACUUAGAUUUUAAAAGAAUCACUGUGAUUAAUUCAUAUCACAAUGGUCAUUCUCAUGAUGUAGCCCUUCUGACAACUGUAUAUUUUUUCUCUACACUAAACCUACUUAAGUUUCUCCAAUUACUGUACAGACAAAACAUUCAUAUAGCACAGUCCAUGCAGUUUACCGAUUUGAACCAACUUCAAACCAACAUGUAUGCACAAAUGAAGACAAACCGUAAACUCGAAGCCUACAGUAAUUGAAUAUGUGAGCACUAUGCACACUUAAUUCUGCCACACAGAAACUGAUUAGAACUUUGAAAGACAAGGGUGAGAAAUGUUGCUGGUUUUAUCCUUUUAAAGGUAAAAUCACCCGUUACUUAAAUUGGGACUGGUUAUGCUAUAUAUAUAAAUGAACAUAAUUUCCAAUAUAUUUUUUUCAUGCAGACUUUACUGCAGCCCCCAACAAACCCAUGAAAAUACUGUUUUUUUUUUUUGUUUUUUUUCCCUCAUGUAUUACAAUUUGCUGCUAUUGUGCUUAAAAAAAAUCUUAAAGUAUGUAACAUCUGCAUAGUAAUUUGUAUUUUUUUUUCUUCAAAGAAUUUUUUUUUUCUUGUUUUUUUUUUUUUU
Messenger RNA from Corythoichthys intestinalis (scribbled pipefish), 3080 nucleotides. RefSeq names its product A-Raf proto-oncogene, serine/threonine kinase (gene araf). Gene Ontology annotation, cellular component: cytoplasm. Gene Ontology annotation, biological process: Ras protein signal transduction; protein phosphorylation. The record is from RefSeq and is a predicted model, not a curated record. Lineage: Eukaryota; Metazoa; Chordata; Actinopteri; Syngnathiformes; Syngnathidae. Bases 304 to 2121 code for a protein of 605 amino acids. Gene Ontology annotation, molecular function: protein kinase activity; ATP binding. The transcript has 16 exons.